Messenger RNA from Eupeodes corollae, 2631 nucleotides. RefSeq names its product transcription factor Ken (gene ken). The record is from RefSeq and is a predicted model, not a curated record. Gene Ontology annotation, molecular function: protein binding; RNA polymerase II cis-regulatory region sequence-specific DNA binding; DNA-binding transcription factor activity. Bases 545 to 2221 code for a protein of 558 amino acids. NCBI's taxonomy places the organism in Eukaryota, Metazoa, Arthropoda, Insecta, Diptera, Syrphidae. Gene Ontology annotation, biological process: regulation of transcription by RNA polymerase II. Gene Ontology annotation, cellular component: nucleus. The transcript has 3 exons.
AAGUGAAACCAGUUGGUAAUGGUAUCUGAAAGAUGCAUGCGCAGUCUGCCUGGUUUUUAAUUCGUAUUUCGUUUCGUAUUGGAUUUGAUUCUUGAUUGUGUUGUGUGCAAUUAUUGAGUGACUUUUUCAACAAAAAAAUAAAUAUACUAAUCCCAGUGUAUCCAUACAUACAUUUAAAUUUUGUUUUAUUAUUGUUUAUUUAAAACAAAACAAGGAUUUUGUUUAAUUAAAAAAACUUUGUGCUACGAUCACUCCCUUUUUCAACGGAAUCAACGAAAAAUCAAAACCCAAGUACCUUAACAAAAAAAAAAGAAAAAAAAGAGUAUUGGCUAACCAGAUCAACUUUCACAAAGUGCCUUGCCAGUGUUGUAUCUUGUAUUUCUGUAUCUCUGUAUGUAUAUAGAACGCGAAAAUAGUGCCUACGUUGAUCAACAAAGAAAAUAAACGAUCUCGAACUCUAUCAAUAUAGAUACUUUGGAGCAUGAAUUAUGGUGUAGUCUGUAGUGUUUUUACGGAUAAAAUUUUUAUACAUUCACAUAGCUGAAUGAGAGAGAAACCUAGAAUGUUGAUGCUGCAAUAUAGUAAACAUGGAGAGUGUAUUCUCAAAGAAAUUAAAGCUGCUUUCCGAGGCGAACACCCGGCUGAUUUAUUAAUUGUUUGUGAAAACAAAGUAACACUUCAUGCACACAAAUUGGUCCUUGCGGCUGCCAGCCCCUUAAUAAGGAUGCUCCUUGAAGAAACUCAAUUUUUAGACUGUACCACAACAGUUUACUUCCCUGAUGUCAAUGCAAAUUAUUUUCGGUCUCUAUUGGAUUUUCUGUAUUCCGGACAGACGUGUAUUCCUUCAAAUGAUAUAAACUAUUUGCAUGAUCUCUUACUUUUAUUACAAAUUAAGUCGGAUUAUUUGAAAACUUGCGAUUCUCAGUAUCUAAAUGUAGCAAAGCACGAAAAUGAAAUUGAAUUGUACAGCUCUUCUUACUGCAGCAAGGACAUGCGUCGAAAAAAAAGAUUAUCUAAAACCGAGCCACCCACCUCCCAGAAUUCUGGAAAAUGGGAAAAUUUAAGUGACGAAUGUAAAAAGGAAGGCCGCAAAUCAAAUCCCUCACGAGAACAUCAUAAUGAUCGAGUGUCGGAAAAAUCAGAAGAAAAAAGAUGCGAAGAACCGUUAUUUGAUAAAACAGCUGCAACCACUCGAACCGAAAUAUCUGAAAAUAGGAACUUGAAUACUAUAGGCGAACGCAGAAUGUCAUCGGAUCCCGUUAAUUUAUCACUUGGAACUCGAAAUAUGGACGAAGAAAGCGACUCACAUACCCAACCAAACGAAGACAAAAUAAAUCUAUUAUGCAAAGGACAGGACAAAAAGAAAGGGCUAUCACUGCUACCAGAUUCAGAGGUUCUCAAACAAUUACCAGACCAUCAACUUUUACAAAACUCUCCAGAAGAUUACGUUGUUACACCGCACAGAAAACGCAGGCCAGGUUUUCAUAACUCGCCUAGUCAAAACCAGCCUUUUCUUCCGUACCAUCCUAUGAUAAUGGAUGAGUUAAGCUCACAAAAAUCGUCUUCCACUUAUACAUCCGAAAGAAACAUGCUGAACUCAACAGCUAGGGGUCUUAUAAAUACCGAUGAUCUAUUUGUAUAUAACCACAAAAACGUCGGAGCAAAUAGAGAAAAAAUGACAAGUCCCGAUCAAAACUUGCAAAUAAGCUCACCUUUCAUUUAUCAAUGGCAAUCUUCCCACAAUUCAACUGCGUCAUCUCAAAUCGAUAUGUCCUCACCCAACAUGAAUAUGUCAACGUUGGGUUGCAAAAUUGAUCCAGCCGAAGCCGAUGGUCCCAAUUCGAGUGUUAGAAGUAGUGCAGCCGCAAAUCAAAUAUUCAACAACAAUGCUGGCAGCAGCACUGUUCGAGAAUAUCGAUGUGAAUAUUGUGGAAAACAAUUUGGCAUGUCCUGGAAUCUGAAAACUCAUUUGAGGGUUCAUACGGGAGAGAAACCGUUCGCAUGUAGACUUUGCGUAGCAAUGUUCAAACAGAAAGCCCAUCUUCUUAAACAUUUGUGUUCUGUCCACCGUAAUAUAAUAAGUUCAACAAAUGACUCCGAAACAAUAAAAGCAUACAGCUGUUGUUUCUGUUCAAUGGGAUUUGAAUCAGUGCAAGAGCUCAUAAGACAUUUAUCAGGCCACCAUAAUAAUCUACUUUUAACAAAAAAUUUAAGAGAUUAAGUUGUAUAAUGUAUAAUGUAUAAUAAUUAUAAUAUUAUACCUACUGUUAUAGAUAAAAUCAACUCACAACAAAAAAGUAUUUGAAAAAUAGCAUCUUUGGUUUUGUUGAUGUGAUACAAUUAGACUGGAAGAUAUCAUAUUUAUUGAAUCCGAAUUAAACUGAACAGGUCUCCAGGCUACAAUAGCACAAUCUUCAAACACUCCGUGCUUUACUUUUAAUAUAAUACUAAGUUGUAAAUGCUUAGAUAUUAGCUUUACUUGUAAGCUCGAUAAAUCACAUUUGGCGUGUAAUUAAGACAUUCAAGUUUUACAAAUUGUAUUCCAUUUGUUGUAUUAAAAUAAAUUUAAAAUGAAUUCCAUAGAUUUUUAAGGACACUCUUUGAUUAAUAAAAAAAAAACAUUCACUGAAA